Messenger RNA from Lingula anatina, 1946 nucleotides. Its product is annotated as ciliogenesis-associated TTC17-interacting protein. Gene Ontology annotation, biological process: actin filament polymerization; cilium organization. Lineage: Eukaryota; Metazoa; Brachiopoda; Lingulata; Lingulida; Lingulidae. The record is from RefSeq and is a predicted model, not a curated record.
AUGUGGAAACCUUCCAACAGCCUGCCACGGCAGUGUGACGCGGAUGAUGACGACUACAAGUACCUUAUGUUUGGUGAUUCACUGGUGACAGUGUCUGACACCGGCCGGGAGCUGGGAGAGUUCACCGUCACCAUAGAGCCAGUGAAGCGGGACGAGCAGCACGUGUUUCUGAUUCAUGCUAACAGCCAUGGUGCCAUAGAUGGCGUGCCGUGUGGGACGUCCAUCACGGCGUAUGUCUCUAAGAAACUGGAGACCAUAGAGCAGCAACAUCAUGAAUAUGUGAAGUUGGAGAAUCAUCCUUUAGACAGAAAAACAUUUAUAGUGAAGCAAGAUGAUGGGUUUGUUAUCAACAGGGUCAUCACACAGGGGGAGGAUGUCCAGAGAACAGCACAAACUUACAAAUUUGACGACAUGGCAGGGUUUAUAUCUGAAGGCUCCAACCUGCUCCUCCAGAGACUGUUUAUCAAGAAGGGAGUUCCAGACCUGUUUGAAUGUUUAUCAUUUGACUCGGACCUGAACCUGUGCACUGCACCCUAUAGAGCCUUAGAGGAGAGGAAGCAGAUAGUGGAUAACCAAGACAUUGUGGUUCAUGGCAUUGAGAGGACCAUUAACUCUAUCAGUGAUCUGCCUACAACAUGGCAGUCCUACUUUACCAAAGAUGGACAUUUGACAAACCGUGUGCAGGUUGGAUCUCCAGUCACCAUGAGGUUAACUAGAGUCCCCACACCUAUAGAACCUGGUAAGUGUGUGUGUGUGUGUUGUGUGUGUGUUACCAUGAGGUUAACUAGGGUCCCCACACCCAUAGAACCUGGUAAGUGUGUGUGUUAUGUGUGUGUUACCAUGAGGUUAACUAGGGUCCCCACACCUAUAGAACCUGAUGAGGAACCAGAGAAGCCAACAUUUGGCAAGCAGCCUCUGAACUGGGAGGAAGACAUGGAGAUGUAUUCUAAAUUCCUGGACAGAAAGGAGCAGCUGGUGAAUGAUCAUACUGUUUACAUGAAGAAGCAUCCAGAGCUCAAGGCUCUCCUGGCAGACUUUACACAAUUCUUGUUGCUACGGAAACCUGAUGACGUCAUAUCAUUUGCUGCGGACUAUUUCUCCUCUUUCUCCACCACUAUGAAGUCAGCUUCUCCGUAUCUGAAGUCUGCAGAACCCACCAUGUUCCCGAUGAGCAGAACAAAUACUAAAAUUGAGAAACUAGCACAAGUCAAGGCAUCUGGAAAUUUGUAAAAAAAAUAUUCGAUUUAAAUGAUUUAACUUGAAGCUUUGGGGAAACAGUUGACAGUAAAUUUUAGAUAUUCAAGAAUGUGACAUCUUGAUAUAAGCCAUGACAACAGAAGGUCAUAGUAUCAUUAAGUUUUAGCACGGCGACUUCAUAAACGUAAUGAACAGUGUUAUGACCUCGUGAUGAAUGUGCGAGCACCGACUUCAUAAAUGUGGUGUUGUACCUGGUGACUUGCACCACUGUUGUUAUGGAGAUGGGUGUGACGUAAUAUAUAUGAAGUUGUAUGACGUACUUAAAAUGACAUCGUAAAUGUGGAGAGCAGUGACGUAAUGAAUUUGAUCUUGUAUGAAAUGGUCAAAAACAUACCUAGAUGAAAAUGUCUGAAUUGCGAAAUGUGAAAAAAAGUUGAAAAAAAAUAUGGAAAAGAAGAAAAUGACUGAUUUCCCGGGCUACCUGUCUGAACUCUCGUAGGCGGCGCUGUGUUCAUAUAAGCCUUCAGUGGAUUUGAAGUCGAGAGAACAGUGGCGGUUCUAGAGCUUCAUUGACUUUCACGACCCCGACUGCGGACUUUGAAUACAUUGUGAGGCUUCUGUUGUCGUGACCGAAUUCUAACACUGCGGUACCUGAUGUGUUCAUUGGAAAUUAUGGAUACUUUUAGAUCCUCUUUUUAACCUAGCAAAUUUGCAUGAACAUACGUUUUGUUGUAUAUUGUUAUGUAUAU